UGCUUUAUCCCUCUGCAGGCAGUCACGCCACGGAAGAAAAGCCUGACGGGAUCCUUUUGCUGGCCUGUCACCUUAAAGCCUCUCACCUCUCCCUGUCUUUCAUCGGGGUUAUAAACUCCUUAGAGUGUCAUCACGUGCUCCAUAAAAAACAAAUAUAUAAGCGAGGGCUCCUGAAGUCGCGGCACACAAGAGCAGGAGGCAAAUCAAAAUUCACUGCCGUUUUCUGCUUCCUCCGUCAGCUGCGAGAGGGCACGACCAGACCAGCCUGGGCAGAGGAGCAGCUCCGGGUCCCCGUCCCACGCCGCCUCCGGUAUUUUUGGCCGCCGGCUGAGAGCGCCGGAGGAGAUUUGCUGGAGGAACCGGCGCCGCGAGACCCGCCGGGGCCCGGAGCGGCGGAGAUGCCGGUGCCGGGCGCGCUGCCGUUCCUGCGACCCGUCGGCCCGCGGGCGCCCCGCGACUCGCCCGGGCGCCAGCGGCGGCACACGCUGCCCGCCAGCGAGUUUCGCUGCCUCAGCCCCGAGGACGCCGUCAGCGUGUUCGAGAUCGAGCGGGAAGCCUUCAUCUCCGUCUCCGGGGACUGCCCGCUGCACCUGGACGAGAUCCGCCACUUCCUGAACCUGUGCCCGGAGCUGUCGCUCGGCUGGUUCGAGGAAGGGCGUCUCGUGGCCUUCGUCAUCGGCUCCCGCUGGGACGAGGACAGGCUCAGCCAGGCGGCGCUGACGCUGCACCGGCCGCGGGGCACGGCGGUCCACAUCCACGUGCUGGCCGUGCACCGCAGCUGCCGGCAGCAGGGCAAGGGCUCCAUCCUGCUGUGGCGCUACCUGCAGCACCUGCGCUGCCUGCCCCGCGUGCGCCGCGCCGUGCUCAUGUGCGAAGGCUUCCUCGUGCCCUUCUACGCCAAGUGCGGCUUCGAGGCGCUGGGCCCCUGCGAGGUGACCGUGGGCGCGCUGGCCUUCACCGAGAUGCGGCACGCCGUGCGGGGGCACGCCUUCAUGCGCCGCAACAGCGGCUGCUGAGCCCCCGCCGCCCCCCCCGGAGCUCCCCGGGGGAGACCCGCGGCGGGCGCGGAGCUGGUCCCCGGCGGCAGCAGCCCUCCUGGACGGCCGGGGGGAGAAAAGGCUGCAGCACCUCCGUCCCCUCGGCCCGGGCCAGGGCUGCUCCCCGCCGCCACGUCUGCCUUUCGCCGGGGAGAUGAGCCCGGUCCCGUCUCACCGCCUCAGGGCUGCAGACCAACGCGUCCAGCCUGCUGCUGGAAGCAACGAUCCCGCGGGGCCCGGGCGAGACGGGGGGCUGGUGGCCCCCGAGCUCCGCUGCUCCCCCCACGCGUGCCCAGACCCCAGUGGAGACACCCCCCCCCGCAGCCACCUCCACCCCAAAGCACGCGUUGAAGACCCUCCAGCAGAGCCAGCCCCACAUCGGCACUGGACACGGGCAAACAUCCCCCCCCAGAAAAGCCCCCCACGCACGUCUUGGUCCAGUGUCAAGCGGCAAAUAAA
This is a messenger RNA of Dromaius novaehollandiae (emu), 1496 nucleotides long. It is a transcript of the gene AANAT, whose product is annotated as aralkylamine N-acetyltransferase. The transcript is spliced from 4 exons. Gene Ontology annotation, molecular function: aralkylamine N-acetyltransferase activity. The coding region runs from base 399 to 1016 and encodes 205 amino acids. Gene Ontology annotation, biological process: circadian rhythm; melatonin biosynthetic process; response to light stimulus. The record is from RefSeq and is a predicted model, not a curated record. NCBI's taxonomy places the organism in Eukaryota, Metazoa, Chordata, Aves, Casuariiformes, Dromaiidae. Gene Ontology annotation, cellular component: cytoplasm.